This is a messenger RNA of Didymosphaeria variabile, 837 nucleotides long. It is a transcript of the gene HIS6, whose product is annotated as Enzyme that catalyzes the fourth step in the histidine pathway. Gene Ontology annotation, molecular function: 1-(5-phosphoribosyl)-5-[(5-phosphoribosylamino)methylideneamino]imidazole-4-carboxamide isomerase activity. The coding region runs from base 1 to 837 and encodes 278 amino acids. The transcript is spliced from 3 exons. Gene Ontology annotation, cellular component: cytoplasm. Gene Ontology annotation, biological process: L-histidine biosynthetic process; L-tryptophan biosynthetic process. The record is from RefSeq and is a predicted model, not a curated record. NCBI's taxonomy places the organism in Eukaryota, Fungi, Ascomycota, Dothideomycetes, Pleosporales, Didymosphaeriaceae.
AUGACGCGUUUUCGACCGUGCAUAGACCUGCACAAUGGGGAUGUGAAGCAGAUUGUCGGUGGUACCUUGGGCACCUCAGAAGCUGAGCUGAAGACGAACUUCACUUCCACCAAACCUUCUGCGCAUUAUGCGGAACUGUACCAUCGAUAUCACCUGAGUGGCGCUCAUAUCAUCAUGUUGGGUCCGAACAACGACAAGGCCGCUAAAAACGCGUUAGCUGCAUGGAGAGAAGCAGAAAAGCAGGCGACAGUAGCAAGCGCACAAGACAAGUGGAGGGGUGAGAUCCAAGUCGGCGGUGGCAUCAAAGAGAGCAAUGCUCAAGAGUGGAUUGGAAACGGCGCAAACAAAGUGAUCAUCACAUCUGCUUUGUUUCCCGAUAACAGAUUUUCCAAGGAGCGGUUACAAGCAAUCUUGAAAGCUCUCGACAACGACAAGAACAAGCUCGUUAUCGAUCUUUCUUGCCGGCGCAAGGACGACAAGUGGUUUGUUGCUACGAACAAAUGGCAGACCAUAACAGAUUUCGAACUUACGCAAGACUCGAUAUCCCUUCUGGAGCCAUACUGCUCAGAGUUUUUAAUACACGCUGCCGACGUUGAAGGUCUCCAGCGCGGCAUCGACCACGAGCUCGUCAGCAAGCUCGCGGAGUGGUGCAGAAUUCCUGUUACAUAUGCUGGAGGAGGCCGUUCGCUCGAAGACUUGGAGUUGGUGAAAAAGCUUAGCAACGGCAAGGUGGAUCUAACAAUCGGUAGUGCGUUGGAUAUCUUUGGUGGAUCGAGUGUCAAGUUUGAAGAUUGUGUGAAGUGGAAUGAAGAGCAAGAGAAGGAGGAAGCCGCGUAG